UGUAUUCUAAGUCCUAGGUAGGCAGCAAGUUUAUUCCCUUCACGGUCAUAGCAAAGACUCGGUGUUUAUAGCCGUCUUACAAUUAAAAUCCAAGUGCUUGACCAAGGUUACUUUUGCUAUUGUCCCCUGCCGGCAAUCGCUACGAUGCAGCCCCCAAUCAUAAUAAGCCUGUCUAUAGCCGUUUCGGAACCGAUGUGGGCUCUCCAGUUACAUAGUAACGCGGCGUCAUAAGCUAUUUAAGCCUGGCGAUGUAGAUGAAAUAGACCCUCAACAAAAGGUUGUUAAUUUCAGUAUUAAGAAGAUCAAUUUUGUUGGCGUACCCAUUUCUUACCAACAAUUAGUAGAUUGUACAAACAAUGCAGGCGCCUGCUGAGAGUCCGCGAUACUCCAAGACAUUACAUCAUGUGCCCAAAGCCAUGUCAGAGCUCUUAAGCUCCUACUCUGGUAUCCCUGAACAUGACCAGGUCUCCCAUAUCACGAAGCUCCGCGAUGCCGGAUACGCCCAGCACCCAUACCCUUGUAUGGGCACUUUCCGGUUCUUGGAUCUAGACCUCGCUCGCCAUGAGGCCUACAAAGAACACGUACUGGGUCCCCUUUGCCAACCCCUUACUCCCGGAAAACCAGAACCUCUCUUCCUCGACUGCGGAUGCUGCCUUGGGCAAGAGUUGCGUAAGCUGGCUGCAGAUGGUGUACCACCCCACCGGCUCUGGGCCAGCGACAUUGAACCAAAGUUCAUCGAGCUCGGCUUCGAGCUGUUUAGGGACGGGGAUAAGCUUCCACGAGAUCACUUCCUAUGCCCCGGAAAUGUCUUCGCGGACAGGGGAGACCUUACGGGAGAUCAGCUUGCAUCUCUCGAUGACAGGGUCACAAUCCUGAACAUCUCGGCCGUGUUCCACCUCUUCGACCUCGAAGAGCACAGGCGCAUUGUCGACCGCUGUCUGCGGCUCCUAAGGAAGGACACGGGCGCGCCUGUGCUCGUGCUCGGCACCCACGCCGGUAGCCGCGACGUUGCGGGCCCUCAGCACCUCUUUCGCGGUAAGCGGCACAUGUGCUUUCACAGUGGAGAGAGCUGGGAGACGCUCUGGCGCGAGGUGUGCGGACAGCCACAGUGGAAGGAUAAGAUCGCUGCUGUGGAGGUCAAGGCGAAGAUGUUUGCGCGCAUUCGAAAUGAGGGGCCUGAGGCUAAUGAUAUCAUCACUCUCUCUGAUAUGGAUUGGGAGAAAGACGGGAACCCUCUGCAGAUGUUUCAGGUUUGGGUCACUUUCAAGUCUGAUUCUUAGAGCAGUUGUCCAUAGACUCCCCCAAUUCACCAUUGAUGUGAUAGACGGCCGCCCCAAGAGUCUAAUGGCUUAGUUUAGUCUGGUAAACAAGGAGGUAUAAACAUAUAUUCGCCGGUAAAAUACAAUACCUCUCAGUAAGCUUUCGUCUUCUGAAAUCCCUAG
Xylaria bambusicola is the source of this 1442-nucleotide messenger RNA. RefSeq lists its product as uncharacterized. The record is from RefSeq and is a predicted model, not a curated record. The transcript has a single exon. Lineage: Eukaryota; Fungi; Ascomycota; Sordariomycetes; Xylariales; Xylariaceae. The coding region runs from base 357 to 1280 and encodes 307 amino acids.